Molecule: messenger RNA, 3846 nt
Organism: Archocentrus centrarchus (flier cichlid)
Lineage: Eukaryota; Metazoa; Chordata; Actinopteri; Cichliformes; Cichlidae
Gene: ensab
Product: endosulfine alpha b
Exons: 3
Coding region: 16-531 (171 amino acids)
Cellular component (GO): cytoplasm
Molecular function (GO): protein phosphatase inhibitor activity
Source: RefSeq, a predicted model, not a curated record
AAGACACCGGCCCCAAUGGUGAUGUCAUAUGUCGUUACGCCAUUUUUGUUGGAGCGCAGUCGUGUUCAGAAAAGCAGGAUUAGAUUCAGUACAGGUACACAAAACGGUACCUUGAAUAAUCAUCUCUUUGAGUUAGUCCGGCAACCGACGGGACACCUGCUUGUCCUCCACAGUCACAAAAUGUCGUCAGAAAACCUGGACUCGGACACUCAGGUGGACUACGAGGACGAAAAACAGGACUCUCAAGAGAAGAAUGCAAACCCAGUUAAGGCAGAAGAGGCCAAGCUAAAGGCCAAGUAUCCUGGUUUAGGCCAGAGGCCUGGUGGGUCAGACUUCCUGAUGAAGAGACUACAGAAAGGGCAAAAGUACUUUGAUUCGGGUGACUACAACAUGGCCAAGGCAAAGAUGAAGAACAAGCAGCUUCCUGUGGCAGGACCUGACAAGAACCUGGUAACUGGUGACCACAUCCCCACGCCACAAGAUCUACCCCAGAGGAAGUCCUCCUUGGUGACCAGCAAGCUAGCUGGCUAGCCUUCAUCAUCCAAGAAGCACCCUCCCCUCCCUGGGAUUCCCAGCAAACGUCCCUCCUCCACCUUACCUGUAUCCCCAGUAUGUCCAUCCCCUUCCCUCUCUUCCUUUUACAUCCCCAGGCACCACUGGCUUUAACAUAUCGGGCAGAGUUGUAUAAGUUGAAACUCCAUUUGCUUGUAUGUGGGUGGGGCGGGAUGGGAGGGAUGGAGGUUUAGGCGGCCCACAAGUUUGCAGCCUUCUCUGUCUUCCCACCACGCACAGCUCUGCCCCCUCUGUGCACUCUGCGCUACCGCCUCCCUUAUAUCUUGGUUUUCAGUGUUCCAAGAUGCAUUACAGUAGGUGUGUGUGUUAUCGGGCAGGGUUUGGAUGGGAUGAGUUAAUGCACUUUGUAUUCUGUAUAGUAUUUUUUUUUUCUUUUUUUUUUGCAUCCUGAAUGACACCAAAAUAAUGUGUGUAAGGGAGUUAGGAACCAUGAUCACAGGGUGUUCUUUGAUCUUCAUGUUCCCUUUCUAUGGUGGCUAGCUUCAACAGGAGGGGUUUGAAGAUGUAUGUGAAUAACUGCUUGCUUACCAAAUCUGUGAGGGGCAGCUCAAGGGAUACUUGGCAUUCACCAACACCCUAUUGGGAAAUGAAUGGAAGGUUCCUUGCAUCUCACCCCUGUGGUCACUUUGUGAAAUAUAACCUGAGGACAACUGCUGCAACUCAUCCAGGCAGGGAUUUGAAACACUUUUUUCCCUGUUUCUGUGCUUCUGUUGCUUUCCUUUCUUACCCCUCUACUCCUGUUCUCUCUUUAAAAAAAAAAGGCUGCAUGUUUGUAAUAUGUAACAAAAAAAAGAUUUAAGAUGUUUUUGUAGUAGGAGUGGAGCAGCUGCUUAGUAAGUGAUCACAACAAACACCUGAAGCCCUGAAAUGUCCACAGUCACACUUCCUUACUUGCUUUGCUUUUUUGCUGUUCUGACAAUCCAUGUACACACACUCCUGUUUGCUGCCCAGGGUGGGAGCCAGCUGAGUAUAUCCUGGUAUUAUUUUUAAAGGCUGGGAAUCCUGCCAGCCUAUGAGCUCAGCCUUUGUUUGGUUGGUGUUGAGUUGCAUCAAGAUAUGUGUUAACUAUGAGCCUAAAAGAUUUGUUUGGGGGUGGGGUGGGGGGUUUGGAAGCACCCUGCAUAGAGUAUAUGCUUCUGUAAAUAAUACUCAAACAAGCACGUAACUCGUGAUAAGCUUAGCGCAUUGAGAACAGAACCAGCUAGCAUGCCUGAGAGAAAUGGUAGUGCUAUAUCAACUCAGUUGGGAUUACAUCCUAGGAUUUCUGGCUUGGAUAUUUUUUGCUUUAACAACAGAGCCAAAUUCCACAUUGCAAGUCCAGAGGCUGUGGAUACACUUGUCUUUUCAAUGUGGCUGUUGCUGUCUAGUCAUCCAGCUUACAUUGAAGUGUGAUGAGGGAGCUUUGAGCUUACACUGAUCUGGCUAAAGAUGUAAGGAGUGAUGUUACCAUCCACAUAACUUCCUGGCUAUCUUUGACACACUGAUACACUGCUAAAGGUUUUUGUCUAAACCGCAAAAGUCUCAUUGAGAUGACAAAAGUACCCAGAGACAUUGCAGUCAUUGUUGUCCUUCAAGGCCAUACGUAAAGUAAAUUUUCUCAUAGUACUUAAAGACUGACCAGUGAUGUUUAAUUUCUUGUAGGAAAAUGUUUCAACACUUAAGAAUAAACAGUAUGUCAACAUGGUUCCCUUAACAUCUGAUCCUCUUUCACAUUAUUAAACACUAAACUUAGUACUUCACUAAAAAUCUCAGCUGGACUAUAGACCUACUUUACUACCAGCACCUUGUAGAAGUUUCUUUGCAAACUCUCACUAUUCAUAUGGACGUUUGAUCUCAGGGGUGUCAUUGGGUAAACAGUAGGCAACCUGAUAAGUGCAGCUCUGAAAAUGAUCAUCGCAGGUUUAAAGUGGGACACUGCAUUUAUCCAGGAGCACCAAGACUUGGCAAGGCAGAGUGAGAUUUCAUAAAACAUGGUGAUGGGGGUAAUCCCACCUGUUAUCGUGAUUCAACCUCUAAAACAGGUCAAUGGAAUGAUCACUAAAUCUCUAGACUUUGAAUGUGCACCCUUCACACAUUCAAGAACCUGAACUGGAUGCCGUCACUCACUGAGAAUCAGUGUAAAUUACUGCUUCAGGGAACCUUCACAAACGCACACUCCACCACGUAGGCUAGGUAACAGGGUGCAUGCACCAUCACACUCUCAACCUCGCAUAUUUUUCAGUGAGACUUUAAAAUGUGUCAAAGUUGCAGUGGGUGAAAGAGGACUGACCCGUGCAUAUGUGCUUGCUGUGGUGGUGUAUGAAUGCACUGCUUUUCUCCGUUCCAGCUAUUGUAAAUAGACUUAAACAGGAAAUUAUUUUUGUUGUUUCCCACCUGCUUUUCACUCUUUCAUAGCCCGAGCGAUUUCUGAUUCUAUGGUUCCUCUCUCCUUUCUGUUUAACACUACUUCUGCUGUAUCUUAUCGUAUCGCAGAGGCUAUGUGAAUCUGUAUCAAAUGGAAAUAUGUGUAAAUGCUGCUGAUUCAGUCAAUGACAAAUCUAAGAGUGCAUACCCUGUAAAGAACACCUGUCUUCUUGAUUAUGCCAGUCUGACUCUUCUUAAGCAUCUCACUUUCAGAGUUCUAAAGCUCCUGUGGCAAAGUCUGGUUACAUGUUAACUAUGUUAAACUUCAACUUAAGUGCAAAUUAAAAAAACAACAAAAAAAGAAAAGUAUAUGUAAGUGCAUUGUUGGUUUGGAUCAUGUGGUCUAGCCAGAUCUUAAAAUUCUGAUCUGCUUUGCCACUUGAUACUGCAAAGAACAGACUAUUGUGUUUAAAAAGCCAACAUGUUUCUGCUUCAAGGAGUAAGGCUGGCUUAAUUCUUCUUCUUUCUUUUUUUUAAAAGGGCGAAUAUGCUGUGAUGCUAUGAAACAACAGUAAAGAGAGGUUCUUGAAUGCUACUUAAUGUUUGGCUUCGCACCAAGCAGUGCAGCAAGAGGAAAUGCCAGGAUAUGUUUCAAACCCAGUACACAGGGUGUCUCUUGUUCAGCUUUGAUAAAUAUGUGCCAGAAUGUAUAAAGAAAUUAACAGGCUGUGUGCUCUGAAGUACUCUUGUGCUGCUUUUACCUUAUCUGUUUUCUUGUUUUGCAAGUAAUAUUUUUUUUCUUGUAUUCUCUUAAUGAAUAAUUAGUAUAUUUCAUCCUGGCCCAAGAUAACUGCAGGGAAAUCAGAUGCACCCUUGCUUCCACAAAAAAAAAAAAAAAAAAAAAAAAUUAAGGGUUUACAUGAUAAACAG